Messenger RNA from Lymnaea stagnalis (great pond snail), 4590 nucleotides. Lineage: Eukaryota; Metazoa; Mollusca; Gastropoda; Lymnaeidae. The record is from the annotation of a GenBank genome assembly.
AGACGGGGAAAGUCUCACGAGAUGUAACGAUAAGGUCGCCUGGGCGCUGUGUCCAACUGUUUCGUCGCUAUCCUUGCAUAAGUCUCUUUCGUUCUUUGACACAUCGACAGCGCAAUUCUUCAAGGUAAGAAGACGAGGUCCUUAACCCAUUUCAAACCAAUUCAAGUUGAUAGAGUUAACAUUUUCUUAAGGGUAUAGUAUCAUGUAAUUUGAUACGCUAUUUCCUAUUUUAAAAUAACAAUAAUAAUUAUGAAAAAACUGUUUUUUUUUCUCUUUUAAACGCAUUUUUGUUCUUGUUUUUUUUUUUGUUUCUUCUUCGGUUUAACGCAUUUUUAGCUAGGAGUGAUAUGUCGUUUAAACAGUUUUUCCCCACUCGUUCAAGUAAUAUGAGUAAAACAAAGUAAGCUUAAACCUGAAAAAGUAAACGCAACAAAUACAGCGGACGUGUCGGCAGAAAGCCUUCGUCAGCGAACAAAAACAACAGAAAAAAACGGUAUAAAAAUAAAAAUAAGAAAUAGCACCUAGCUGGUAAGUAGUAUCUUUCGCUGACGAAGGCUUUCUGCCGACACGUUCGCUGUUUUGUUGCAUUUAUUUUUUCAGGUUUAACCCCACUCUGUUUUACUCAUUUUCUUUUGUACUAACCUGAUUGCAGUAUCUCCCCUUAUUGCCCCCCUCAUACAAGUACAAUGUCCUUCAAACUUUCAAGAAUUCAUUUCUUUCAUAAUUCAGAUCCACAUUUUUUGUUUUUUUUUUGGUGGAUGUAUAUGCUGAAGAAGGUAAAAAAAAAAGGAGUAGGGUUGGGGGGGGGGGGGGACUAAAAUAAUUUGCUUAUUUUUCCCACCUUUACUUUUUUUUCCUCUCCCCCCCCCCCCCCCCCUUUUUUUUUUUUUUUUUUGGUUGUUUUUUUUUCUUUAUAAUGUUAAAAAAAAAAGGUUAGGGUUUGGGGGGGGGGGGAACUAAAAUAAUUUGACUAAUUUUCACAACUUAAAUUAUUUCUCCUCUCCCCCCCCUCCCCCCCCAUAAGACCAUGUCUGUCCUCUCCGCCCUGUUGUUUUGCUUGCCAGCCUUGACCUUGGCACAGGUCAACCUCAAGCCGUAUGACGUCACCGCCGCCAACGCCUUCACCCAGUCAGACCUCAACCACGACGGCGUCUUCGACAGGAGCGAGCUGGAGCAUUUCUUCAGGGUGAGUCGGUCACGUAGGAAGGGGAGGGGGUGUUGUGAAGGUGGUCCGCCCCCGCCCCCCCCUUGUAUUUUUUUUUUGGGGGGGGGGGUUGGCCCUCUCAGACAACUGCUGAGCAGUUGGUUUCUUGGAAAGGGGGUCGAGGCGUGCAAAAUCAUGGCGCGCCCUGGGCGGGCGGCUCGAAUUUACCUUACAUCGCUGAUGAAAAAAGAUGAUCAUAGAUGAGAAUAGAUGUCCAUAGAUGAGUACAGAUGAUCAUAGAUGAGAAUAGAUGUCCAUAGAUGAGAACAGAUGAUCAUAGAUGAGAAUAGAUGUCCAUAGAUGAGUACAGAUGAUCAUAGAUGAGAAUAGAUGUCCAUAGAUGAGAAAAGAUGAUCAUAGAUGAGAAUAGAUGUCCAUAGAUGAGAAAAGAUGAUCAUAGAUGAGAAUAGAUGUCCAUAGAUGAGAAAAGAUGAUCAUAGAUGAGAAUAGAUGUCCAUAGAUGAGAAAAGAUGAUCAUAGAUGAGAAUAGAUGUCCAUAGAUGAGAACAGAUGAUCAUAGAUGAGAAUAGAUGUCCAUAGAUGAGUACAGAUGAUCAUAGAUGAAAAUAGAUGUCCAUAGAUGAGAACAGAUGAUCAUAGAUGAGAAUAGAUGUCCAUAGAUGAGAACAGAUGAUCAUAGAUGAGAAUAGAUGUCCAUAGAUGAGAACAGAUGAUCAUAGAUGAGAAUAGAUGUCCAUAGAUGAGUACAGAUGAUCAUAGAUGAGAAUAGAUCAUACUCAUAGAAAUAGGAUACUCGGACAAUAAAUAGGAUACUCGGACAAUACAUAGGAUACUAGGACAAUAAAUAGGAUACUCGGACAAUAAAUAGGAUACUAGGACAAUUAAUAGGAUAUGCGCACUACAAAUAAGAUAUGCGCACCACAGAUAUGAUAUGUGCACUACAAAUAAGAUAUGUGCACUACAAAUAAGACAUGCGCACCACAGAUGAGAUAUGCGCACUACAAAUAAGAUAUGUGCACUACAAAUAAGAUAUGCGCACUACAAAUAAGAUAUGUGCACUACAAAUAAGAGAUGUUCACUCAAAAUAAAAUGUUUGCAGGGGGGGGGGGUAGUUAUUUGAUCAUAUUUUUUUUCAAACUAUACACCGAGGCACAUCAGUGUAUGGGGUACAGUGAACCGGCCACCUGUUUGUAAAGUUUGAGGAUCCCUGCAAUAGGAUUUUUUCAGAGUGAAGUUUAUUUUGCUAAAAUGAAUUUAUUUUAAACUGCUGUGUUAAAUCACAUAUGUUUUUUUUUAAAAACAGCUUAAAGACUUAAUUAAAGGGGUUUUAUUAUCCUAUAGUUGUAUGGCUUAAAACAGUUUUAUUAUUCUAUAGCUGUAUGGCUUAAAACAGUGUUAUUAUUCUAUAGCUGUAUGGCUUAAAACAGUUUUAUUAUUCUAUAGCUGUAUGGCUUAAAACGGUUUAAUUAUCCUAUAGCUGUAUGGCUUAAACAGUUUUAUUAUUCUAUAGCUGUAUGGCUUAAAACGGGUUUAUUAUCCUAUAGCUGUAUGGCUUAAACGGUUUUAUUAUUCUAUAGCUGUAUGGCUUAAAACGGUUUUAUUAUUCUAUGGCUGUAUGGCUUAAUAGGGUUUUAUUAUCCUAUAGCUGUAUGGCUUAAUAGGGUUUUAUUAUCCUAUAGCUGUAUGGCUUAAAACAGUUUUAUUAUAAUACAGCUGUAUGGUUUAAAGGGGUUUUAUUAUCCUAUAGCUGUAUGGCUUAAAGGGGUUUUAUUAUUCUACAGCUAUAUGGUUGAAAAGGGUUUUAUUAUCCUAUAGCUGUAUGGCUUAAAAGGGUUUUAUUAUUCUACAGCUGUAUGGUUUAAAGGGGUUUUAUUAUCAUAUAGCUGUAUUGCUCAAAGGAGUUCUAUCAUGCUAUAACUGUAUGGCUUAAAAGGGUUUUAUUAUCCUAUAGCUGUAUGGCUUAAAAGGGUUUUAUUAUGCUAUAGCUGUAUGGCUUAAAAGCGUUUUAUUAUCCUAUAGCUGCAUGGCUUAAGGGGUUUUGUAUUACUCACGCUGUGUGGUUUCUCCGACUCCGCUCUGUACAGGAAUACGACGUCAAUGCUGACGGUUCCAUAACGUUCCAUGAGUUCAGCAACUUGGUCAAUGUGAACCACGUCCACAACUCACAACUCAACCACUUCCUGCACGCGCUCUACCACGUCUACGACGUCAACAACGACCACCACGUCAACCAUCUCGACUUCGACUGAUUCUUCGCCCUGGCCGACAGCAACAGCGACAACCUGCUGGAGAAGCCAGAAUACGUGCAGUAAGUAGGGGACGGGUGAGCUGUACUAGACACUAUGUGCAGUAAGUUAGGGGGGUGAGUUGUGCUAGAAAUUAAGUGCAGUAAGUAGGGGGCGGGUGAGCUGUACUAGACAAUAUGUGCAGUAAGUAAGGGGGGUGAGUUGUGCUAGACAUUAUGUGCAGUAAGUAAGGGGGUGAGAUGUGCUAGAAAUUAAGUGCAAUAAGUAGGGGGCGGGUGAGCUGUACUAGACAAUAUGUGCAGUAAGUAAGGGGGGUGAGUUGUGCUAGAAAUUAAGUGCAGUAAGUAGGGGACGGGUGAGCUGUACUAGACAAUAUGUGCAGUAAGUAGAGGGGGUGAGUUGUGCUAGAAAUUAAGUGCAGUAAGUAGGGGACGGGUGAGCUGUACUAGACACGAUGUGCAGUAAGUAAGGGGGUGUGAGCUGUGCUACACAGUACAUGCGGUAGGUACGGGGUGAGCUGUGCUACACAGUACAUGCGGUAGGUACGGGGUGAGCUUUGCUACACAGUACAUGCGGUAGGUACGGGGUGAGCUGUGCUACACAGUACAUGCAGUAGGUACGGGGUGAGCUGUGCUACACAUUACAUGCAGUAGGUACGGGGUGAGCUGUGCUACACAGUACAUGCAGUAGGGACGGGGUGAGCUGUGCUACACAGUACAUGCGGUAGGUACGGGGUGAGCUGUGCUACACAUUACAUGCGGUAGGUACGGGGUGAGCUGUGCUACACAGUACAUGCAGUAGGUAAGGGGUGAGCCGUGGUUUAGGUCAAGGAUGUAUCGAAAUGGGCAGUUGAAACAGCACAACUCAUCUACUCCCAGGUCAUUGACGUUAACUUAAAAUUAUUAUUAUUAUUAUUUUUUUUUUGUAGGGUGGGGGAAUAAUAAGACACUGCUCUUUUUAAACUGUUGACAGUUGGUAUAGGAAUAUUUUACAUGAAAUUGAUCUCUCUCUCUCUCUCUCCCUCCAGCUAUCUUUCUGUUAUAUUUGAAUCACUCGAGAGCGUCUGAGGUGAAGCAUACCACGGUCAACAGAGACGCGUCCACAUUGGAGAACAGCUUGUUGACGCUAGCGUCGUGUUCGCGUCAUCGACAUUAAAAUGUCACGUGACUGGUAUUGAUU